GUUCUCAUUUGUACCCACACCUCUCCAUCAACAAUGGCUACCACCUCAAAAAGAUUACUAGUUAGCGACCUCGUAUCCACCGAUAAAAUCGACCAAGUCCCUUCAAACUACAUCCGACCCAUCACCCAACGUCCCAAUUUCCAAAAUGUUGUUCGCGACUCCAUCCCUCUCAUUGACCUCAAAGAUCUCAACGGCCCCAAUCACGCUAACGUGAUCAAACAAAUCGGUCAAGCUUGCGCUGAUCACGGCUUCUUCCAGGUUAAAAACCAUGGCGUACCCGAAUCCAUCAUAGCCAACAUGAUGCAAACCGCUCGAGACUUCUUCAACCUACCCGAACAAGAACGACUCAAAAACUAUUCAGAUGACCCCACAAAGACCACUAGACUCUCCACCAGCUUCAACAUACGAACCGAAAAGGUCGCAAACUGGAGAGAUUACUUACGACUCCAUUGCUACCCGAUCGAUAACUUCAUCGACGAAUGGCCAACCAAUCCGGCCUCGUUUCGGGCCCAUGUAGCGGAGUAUUGCCAGAGUACAAGAAACUUAGCACUCCAACUUAUUGCAGCCAUUUCAGAAAGCUUAGGACUUCAUAAAGACUACAUGAACACACAGUUAGGGAAGCAUGCUCAGCAUAUGGUCUUGAACUACUACCCACCAUGCCCACAACCCGAUUUAACAUACGGGUUACCCGGACACACUGAUCCUAAUUUCAUCACCAUCCUUCUUCAAGAUGAGGUUCCUGGUCUUCAGGUCUUGAAAGAUGGUAAAUGGGUAGCGGUUGAUCCGGUUCCAAACACUUUCAUCAUCAACAUUGGUGAUCAAGUUCAGGUGAUGAGUAAUGAUAAGUACAAGAGUAUUUUGCAUCGAGCUGUGGUGAAUUGUGAUAAAGAACGGAUAUCUAUACCGACUUUCUACUGUCCGUCGCCUGAGGCGGUUAUCGGGCCUGCUCCCGAGGUUGUAACUGAUGAUGAGCCUGCUGUGUAUCGACAGUUUACUUAUGGGGAGUACUAUGAGAAGUUUUGGGACAAUGGGCUUGAGAAGUGUUUGGAUAUGUUCAAGACUAGUUGAUUACUGAAGAUCAUCGGUCUGCCCAACUUUGAAUAAAUCCUACCUUUGGAUACAUUUGUUUAUUUCUAUAAGUUUAUGAUUUGCAGUCUCUAUAUAAUCUAGUUGGGUAGGUUUAGUUAUGUUACUUAUCUUACUUUAUUAUCUAUUAUAUAAAUAAAGUUGCUUAGUGUUUUUAUAUAUUGUGUUAGUUGAAGCUUUGUUGAGUUCAAUAUAUUUCUGG
This is a messenger RNA of Helianthus annuus (common sunflower), 1288 nucleotides long. Its product is annotated as protein DMR6-LIKE OXYGENASE 2. The record is from RefSeq and is a predicted model, not a curated record. Lineage: Eukaryota; Viridiplantae; Streptophyta; Magnoliopsida; Asterales; Asteraceae. The coding region runs from base 34 to 1068 and encodes 344 amino acids. The transcript has a single exon.